GGCCCGGGCGAGAGAAGAGUCGGCGGCCGGAGCCGUCACCCCGGGCUGGACCGAGCGCAGGCGACCAAGCGUGGCGGCCCGGCCGAGGGAGGGAGCGAGAGAGCGGGCGGGCGAGCCAGAGAGCGGACGGGAGGCAGCCGCUGGCGCCCGAGGGGCCAAGCGAGACGAGCAUCAGAUGCCAUGUGGUUUGUCUUUGACCCAUUGUACUGCUUCAUGACAGCUCUACCGAGUACCCAAUUGGAAAGAUUGUAAACCAUGGCUGUGUGGAUACAAGCCCAGCAGCUCCAAGGAGAUGCCCUUCAUCAGAUGCAAGCAUUGUAUGGUCAGCAUUUCCCCAUUGAGGUGCGGCAUUACUUAUCCCAGUGGAUUGAAAGCCAAGCUUGGGACUCAAUAGAUCUUGAUAAUCCACAGGAGAACAUUAAGGCCACCCAGCUCCUGGAGGGCCUGGUGCAGGAGCUGCAGAAGAAGGCAGAGCACCAAGUGGGGGAAGAUGGGUUCUUACUGAAGAUCAAGCUGGGGCACUACGCCACGCAGCUCCAGAACACGUAUGAUCGCUGCCCCAUGGAGCUGGUCCGCUGCAUCCGCCAUAUUCUGUACAAUGAACAGAGGCUGGUCCGAGAAGCCAACAAUGGUAAUUCUCCGGCUGGAAGUCUCGCCGAUGCCAUGUCCCAGAAACACCUUCAGAUCAACCAGACAUUUGAGGAGCUGCGACUGGUCACGCAAGACACAGAGAAUGAGCUGAAGAAGCUGCAGCAGACUCAAGAGUACUUCAUCAUCCAGUAUCAAGAGAGCCUGAGGAUCCAGGCUCAGUUUUCCCAGCUGGCGCAGCUGAACCCCCAGGAGCGUCUGAGCCGGGAGGCGGCCCUCCAGCAGAAGCAGGUGUCCCUGGAGGCCUGGCUGCAGCGCGAGGCCCAGACGCUGCAGCAGUACCGCGUGGAUCUGGCCGAGAAGCACCAGAAGACCCUGCAGCUGCUGCGGAAGCAGCAGACCAUCAUUCUGGAUGACGAGCUGAUCCAGUGGAAGCGGCGGCAGCAGCUGGCGGGGAACGGAGGGCCCCCCGAGGGCAGCCUGGACGUGCUACAGUCCUGGUGUGAGAAGUUGGCGGAGAUCAUCUGGCAGAACCGACAGCAGAUCCGCAGAGCUGAGCACCUCUGCCAGCAGCUGCCCAUCCCCGGCCCCGUGGAGGAGAUGCUGGCUGAGGUCAACGCCACCAUCACAGACAUCAUCUCAGCCCUGGUGACCAGCACGUUCAUCAUCGAGAAGCAGCCCCCUCAGGUCCUGAAGACCCAGACCAAGUUCGCAGCCACCGUGCGCCUGCUGGUGGGUGGGAAGCUGAACGUGCACAUGAACCCCCCCCAGGUGAAGGCCACCAUCAUCAGUGAGCAGCAGGCCAAGUCGCUGCUCAAGAACGAGAACACCCGCAAUGAUUACAGCGGGGAGAUCUUGAACAACUGCUGUGUGAUGGAGUAUCACCAGGCCACGGGCACCCUCAGCGCUCACUUCAGGAACAUGUCCCUGAAACGAAUUAAGAGGUCUGACCGUCGUGGAGCGGAGUCGGUGACAGAAGAAAAAUUUACAAUCCUGUUUGAAUCACAGUUCAGUGUUGGUGGAAAUGAGCUGGUUUUUCAAGUCAAGACCCUGUCCCUCCCGGUGGUGGUGAUUGUUCAUGGCAGCCAGGACAACAAUGCAACGGCCACUGUUCUCUGGGACAACGCUUUUGCAGAGCCUGGCAGGGUGCCGUUUGCAGUGCCUGACAAAGUCCUGUGGCCACAGCUGUGCGAGGCGCUCAACAUGAAAUUCAAGGCCGAAGUGCAGAGCAACCGGGGCCUGACCAAGGAGAACCUCGUGUUCCUGGCGCAGAAGCUGUUCAACAGCAGUAGCAGCCACCUUGAGGACUACAACGGCAUGUCCGUGUCCUGGUCCCAGUUCAACAGGGAGAAUUUACCAGGACGGAAUUACACUUUCUGGCAGUGGUUUGACGGUGUGAUGGAAGUGUUAAAAAAACAUCUCAAGCCUCAUUGGAAUGAUGGGGCUAUCUUGGGUUUCGUGAACAAGCAACAGGCCCACGACCUGCUCAUUAACAAGCCUGAUGGGACCUUCCUGCUGAGGUUCAGUGACUCUGAAAUUGGUGGCAUCACCAUUGCUUGGAAGUUUGAUUCUCAGGAGAGAAUGUUUUGGAACCUGAUGCCUUUUACCACCAGAGACUUCUCCAUCCGGUCCCUGGCUGACCGCUUGGGAGACCUGAGUUACCUUAUCUACGUGUUUCCUGACCGGCCAAAAGAUGAAGUGUACUCCAAAUAUUACACCCCAGUUCCCUGCGAGCCUGCCACUGCUAAAGCAGUGGACGGAUACGUGAAGCCACAGAUCAAGCAAGUGGUCCCUGAGUUUGUGAGCGCCUCUGCGGACUCUGCCGGGGGCAGCGCCACCUACAUGGACCAGGCCCCCUCCCCGGCCGUGUGCCCCCAGGCUCAUUAUAACAUGUACCCACAGAACCCUGACCCCGUCAUUGACAACGAUGGGGACUUUGAUCUGGACGACACGAUGGACGUGGCACGGCGCGUGGAGGAGCUCUUAGGCCGACCUAUGGACAGUCAGUGGAUCCCCCACGCACAGUCGUGACCCCCCGUGGCCACCUCCAGCUUCUUCAUCCUCGCCAGAGGAGUUACUUUUGUGGAUGUUUUAAUUCCAUGAAUCGCUUCUCUUUGGAAACAAUACUCAUAAUGUGAAGUGUUAA
Messenger RNA from Kogia breviceps (pygmy sperm whale), 2734 nucleotides. Lineage: Eukaryota; Metazoa; Chordata; Mammalia; Artiodactyla; Physeteridae. The record is from RefSeq and is a predicted model, not a curated record.